This is a messenger RNA of Leptonychotes weddellii (Weddell seal), 1603 nucleotides long. The record is from RefSeq and is a predicted model, not a curated record. Lineage: Eukaryota; Metazoa; Chordata; Mammalia; Carnivora; Phocidae.
AGCAGGCAGCGAAGGGUCAAGCAAGCUUUGGAGAAGGUCCCAGGCGUCCCCCAAGGCCCUGGUGUGCGCAGCCGCCCUCACCAGCCCCUGGAGGCAGAGAGCACCUGUUUGCUCUUAGGAGAAAGAGGCUACUCAUCCACCCCCAGGGCCCAAGUCUGUUUGCUUUGGAAACAAGAGAUGCCUGGCAAACAGUCAGAUGAGGAACAGGAGGCGGGGGCUGCCGAAAACGUAGCUGAGGAGGACCUAGGGGGCCUCACGGCAGAGGAGCUCCAGCAGGGCCAGGAGGCAGCCCUGGAGCUAGAGGACAUGAUGGCGCUAAGUGCCCAAACCCUGGUCCAAGCCGAGGUGGAUGAGCUUUACCAGCAAGUGCGUCCCCUGGGCCAGGGCCGCUUCGGCCGGGUCCUGCUGGUCACCCAUCGUCAGAAAGGCACCACCCUGGCACUGAAGCAACUCCCAAAGGCCUCCACCUCUCUCCGUGGCUUCCUGUACGAGUUCUGCGUGGGCCUCUCUCUGGGCACGCAUUCAGCCAUAGUCACGGCCUACGGCAUUGGCAUCGAGUCAGCCGACUCCUACAGCUUCCUCACGGAGCCCGUCCUGUAUGGGGACCUCAUCACCUUCAUCCAGCCCAAGGUGGGCCUCCCGCGGCGGGCAGUCCAGCGCUGUGCGGCCCAGCUGGCCUCGGCCCUGGAGCACAUCCACUCCCGUGGCCUGGUGUACCGGGACAUCAAGCCCGAGAAUGUGCUGGUGUGCGACCCAGCCUGCCAGUGGGUCAAGCUGACCGACUUCGGCCACACGAGGCCCCGUGGGACACUGUUGCGCCUGGCUGGGCCGCCCAUCCCUUACACGGCCCCCGAGCUCUGCUGCCCCCCGCCCCUCCCUGAGGGCCUGCCCAUCCAACCUGCCCUGGACGCUUGGGCACUGGGGGUCCUGCUCUUCUGCCUUCUCACCGGCUACUUCCCCUGGGACCAACCCCUGGCCGAGGCCGACCCCUUCUACGAGGACUUCCUCAUCUGGCAGGCGUCAGGCCAGCCUGAGGACCGUCCUCAGCCCUGGUUCGGCCUGACGCCUGUGGCCGACAGUCUCCUGUGGGGGCUGCUGGACCCUCACCCCCGGAGGAGGAGCUCGGUGAGCUCCGUCCGGGGCUACCUGGGGCGUCCCUGGAGGCAGCAGGAGGAGGAAGCUGAAGAGGUAGAGGAGGGGGACGGAGAGCAGGUUGGAGAGGAGGGGGGACAGCCCGAGCCCACCUUGCCUGCAGAGACUCGGAAAGGGAACCAGGUGGGCCCCACAUCCUGAGGUCACCUCUGCCUUCUUGUGGUGGCUUUUGGCUUCUCUCUUGCCUGUUUUCCCCUUUCUGCCUUCCUUACCUCCCACGUGGGCAUUCUGUGUCCCUCCUGUGGCCGGGGGUGGGGGGCAUCGCUGAGACAGCCACCAGUCUGUCCCACUGUCCCCGUCUUCCCCAGGGCUCUGGCACCUUUGCUCCCCUUGCCCGCGGGCUUGUGGCUCCUACCCUCGGCUCCCGCACACCCUGGGUGCUUCCGCUGCCCUGCUCAGCGAGGCCUGCCCUCGGCGCGAGGCCCCCCGCCCUGUGUUCCUACCACCUCCC